UAAUCAUACGGGAAAAGAGAAAUGCGCUACUGUCACAAAGCGAAUUCUAAAUCAAAACAGAAAACAAAGGCUUUUGGUGGCUUUUGAUAGAAGUCGCUUGUUGGACAUCCAACUGUCUAUUUCCGCGAAAAUAUUCGAAAACAUCCUUUAAACAGUGUAAAAUAAUCGAAUACUAACAUUAUCAAGUGCUGUGCCUAUUUUAUUUGCGAAAAUGGCUGCUCGCAAGUUGAACACAAUCGAAGAUUUGAGCGAAUCCUGGGUUGAAUUGAACUCUGGCGGUGGAUUGGCUGCGAUGGAAAAUGAAUAUAUACGUUUGUUAAGAGAAGCUCAACGAGAGAGUCGGGACUCCUCGGUGCGUCACUCUAGAGCCUCCAGUGUUAAGGGCAGCCCGAAGUCACCUCCCAACAGUCCCAACUUGGAACCGUCUACGGAAGACGAACUUAAGGGCGUCUACAUUAAUUGCUGGAGGGAUGACUCGAACGAUUGGGUUUGGGAAUGGAGCAGCAGACCAGACCAGUUGCCACCAAAGGAUUGGCGCUUCAAGCAUCCUCAGAGCGCACGUGGACCACCAUCAGCCACCUCCUCCAUUGAGGUUCUGGAGCAGCAGCUGGUAGCACCUGUCAUGCAGCAGAGUCACUGUCUGUCUGUACGUCGCACUUGUCUGUUCAGUCGCGGCGCUAUCGCUGCUGUACUGGUCACAAAUAUUGUGUCUCUGUUGCUCGGAGCCGGCAUCGGAGUUUGGCUCAGCAAGAGAGGUAUCCUUCCUCCUAGACUUAUAAUUCUGAACUAGAGUUCAAAAAGACUGAAAGUUUGA
Papilio xuthus (Asian swallowtail) is the source of this 814-nucleotide messenger RNA. It is a transcript of the gene BNIP3, whose product is annotated as BCL2 interacting protein 3. The coding region runs from base 212 to 790 and encodes 192 amino acids. The record is from RefSeq and is a predicted model, not a curated record. Gene Ontology annotation, cellular component: mitochondrial outer membrane; nucleus; mitochondrial envelope. Lineage: Eukaryota; Metazoa; Arthropoda; Insecta; Lepidoptera; Papilionidae. Gene Ontology annotation, biological process: mitochondrial outer membrane permeabilization; positive regulation of apoptotic process. The transcript is spliced from 7 exons.